Molecule: messenger RNA, 1650 nt
Organism: Parnassius mnemosyne (clouded apollo)
Lineage: Eukaryota; Metazoa; Arthropoda; Insecta; Lepidoptera; Papilionidae
Source: the annotation of a GenBank genome assembly
AUGGUUGAACGAGACGGGAUGCGACGGGGUGGCGGUAGCAGUGGCAGCGGCGGUGGGUGCGGUUGGGGUGGCGGUAUGCUAGGCCGCUGGUCUCUACGACGCCUACUAUUAGACAGCCCUUUAGUGGGAAGGAGACUAGCUCAUUCAGUACUGGAUCAAGGCGACGGCAGGCCGGUGAAACUGAAUACAGCUGAUCAAAAUCAGACAAAACAAACGGCCGUGCAAUUCAUUGCCGAGGAUGAAGAGGGUGAAGUGCUGGAGUGUCCGCUAUGCCUGUCCACGUUUGUCGCAGCUGGCAUGGUGCGACUUGCGUGGUGCGCUCAUCGCUGCUGCGAGCCCUGCCUGCGACAAUACCUCGCCAUCGAGAUAUAUGAGGCGAGGGUCCCAGUCAACUGUCCCGUGUGCCAGGAGAACAUGCAUCCCUUAGACGUACGUCGAAUCGUAGACAACUCGGCGCUUUACGACAAAUACGAGGAGUUCUCGGUGAGACGAGCACUGGCCGCGGACCCUGACACACGAUGGUGUCCAGCGCCCGACUGCAGUUUCGCGGUGGUGGCGACUGGAUGCGCUUCGUGCCCGAAGCUGACUUGCCUGGCGCCGGGCUGCGGUGCGUCGUUCUGCUACCACUGCAAGGCGGCCUGGCAUCCCACGCAGACCUGCGAUGCGGCGCGCCGAAGUCGCCAGCCACCGCCGAGGGCGCCACAACCGCAGCACCCCGACAUGGAGCACGGGGAAGUGAAGCCCUGUCCCCGCUGUUCUGUCUUGAUUGUGAAGGUGGAGGACGGCUCGUGCAACCACAUGGUGUGCUGCGUCUGCGGCGCGGAGUUCUGCUGGCUUUGCAUGAAGGAGGUUUCCGAUCUUCACUACCUUAGCCCAAGCGGGUGCACGUUCUGGGGCAAGAAGCCGUGGUCACGCAAGAAGAAACUGCUGUGGCAGCUAGGCACGCUGGCGGGCGCGCCGCUGGGCAUCGCGGUGGUGGCGGGUGUGGCGCUGCCCGCGCUACUGGUUGGGCUGCCGCUGUGGGCCGGCCGCCGCGCGCACCGCCGCCUGCGCCGCGCCACGCCUGCGCGCCGCCGCGCCGCCGUCGCCGCCGCCGUCGCCGCAGCGCUGGUGGUGUCGCCGCUGGUGGCGGGGCUGGCGGUGGGCAUCGGCGUGCCGAUCCUGCUGUUCUACGUGUACGGCGUCGUGCCCGUGUCGCUGUGCCGCGCCGGCGGGUGCGCCGCCGCGCCGCACCGCUACGACGACGAGCGCGACGAGCGGGACGAGCGCGACGCUGCGCCCGACGCGGACGCUGUCUCGCGUCGCCUCGAGCCCAGCAUCGGCGACGCGUCACUGUCCGCGGGCUCUGCGCAAGCGGAGGCGCGGGCGCCUUCCCUGGCCGCGCUGGCGGGCUCGCUGGGCGGGCACGAGGCGCCCUCGCCGGCCGCGCACCGGCUCGAAGUGACCGCCGACGUGGCCGCGUCCGACACCGCGAGCGCCGCCUCGUGGCCCGACGAGCUGCCGUCCACGUCGUCGCGCUCCGCCCGCCUGCGCAGCCUGUUCCUGUACGGCUCGGCCGCGCCGCCGCCGCCCGACCCGGAGGCGGGCACCUGCACCUGCACCUGCCCCCCGCCGCCCGCCGCCCGCUCCGCCACGCCCGACGCCUCGUAA